Molecule: messenger RNA, 4056 nt
Organism: Cydia strobilella
Lineage: Eukaryota; Metazoa; Arthropoda; Insecta; Lepidoptera; Tortricidae
Exons: 1
Coding region: 122-1054 (310 amino acids)
Biological process (GO): retrotransposition
Cellular component (GO): ribonucleoprotein complex
Molecular function (GO): single-stranded RNA binding
Source: RefSeq, a predicted model, not a curated record
CAUCGAUCGAGCGCGCCAGCGACCGGUUAUGUGUUAUUGUUAACUUGCGCGCUUAACUGCAUAAUUUAAUUUGCCAUUGAAAUCUGAGCCGUAUCCGCGACCUGUUACGGUUGAGUCCAAAAUGUCAUCGUGUAAUAAGUGUGGUGAUAAUUUUAUUGGUGAUGGUGAUGUACCGUGCUCCUUUUGUGGAGGGUAUUAUCACUAUAGGUGUUCCGGAAUGCUAGAAAACACCUAUAAGAAGAUGACAGCAGAUAAAAAAUCCAAUUGGAGGUGCAUCCCAUGCCGUCAGUCGGAAAACAAUGACUCACUCUCUGAACUUGUGAAGGAGUUCAAAGGUUUUAAGGUGCAAAUGCAAAAAAUGCAGAGUGGGCUUGACCAAGCAAAUCAGGGAAUUGCCAAUCUCGAGGGAAAGUUCGACUUGAUUGAAAGUCGACUAGAGGAUUUCGAUGUGCGGCUUACCGUCACAGAGAGUAAAGUUGACCGCCUCCCAUCUAUUGAAGCCAAUUUAAAACAGCUGGAGGCUGAGUUUGCUACUUUAAAAGCCAACGAACGUGACAGAGACCAGUUUUGCCGGCUGAACAAUGUCGAAAUUAGUGGCGUUCCUCAAAAAGAUAACGAGAAUUUAAUGUCGAUCUUAAAUAAUAUAUGUUUGAAGGUAGGUUUUGGUCUGCUUGAAACUGAUGUCGACUCAAUACAUCGCGUUCGCCGUUUCCCGUUAUCCGUGGGUAGCGGAACCCGUGCGGACCCCAGGCCCCCGGCGAUCAUCGUGCGUUUCUGCCAGCGACGUCGCAAGGACGAGCUGGUGGCGGCUGCGCGCGCGCGCCGCGGCCUCACCAGCGCCGAUGCCGGUCUCCUGGGACAGGCGGUUCCCGUCUACGUGAACGAACAUCUUACGGCUGUAAACAAGAUCCUACUUAGGCAGGCCCGCGAUAGGAAAGCCGAGUUAAAUUUCAGCUACCUAUGGGUUAAGCAGUGCAAAAUACACAUGCGGAAGAGUGAUAGUUCCAAAGUUUAUGUCAUAACAAACGAAGCUGACUUAAAGAAAUUAAAAUGACUUUUUAUGUUUGAUAACAGUAACUGGCAUAUCCAUAACAUUUGCCUCAGAUUUUCGAUGUUAGUGUUGAUAUGCGUUCAUAUAAAAAGUAAUUACGUAAGUCGUGUACUAGGCCAUUUUUUACAUUGUAUACCCUAUGGGCAGGAAACUAGCUUAGAAUUUCACAGGAUCUCAUUUCUAUUUUUAAUACCUGAAUUGACUCGUCUGAAUAAAAAUAAUAAAGUAAUAUUUUCUUACUAUUGUAGUUCUUUAUACAUCAAUAAUAGAUAAUAAUAGCAUCUCAAUAUAUUAUCAGAACGUAAGGGGAUUGCGGACAAAAUCGCAUUCCUUUUUAUCUAGUGUAAUUAAUUCGAACUAUGACCUCAUUUGUUUAUCUGAAACAUGGCUGAACCCUGACUUUUUUAGUAGUGAGUAUUUUGAUAGCAGGUAUGAGGUGUACAGACGGGAUCGAGCGGGGCGAUCGGCACAGCGCGGCGGAGGCGUGCUUGUGGCGGUGCGGCGCGGUCUCAGUGUAUCGCGCCGGGACGAGUGGUGCGCGGCGCAACGACACGAGGAGUUGUGGCUCACCGUGGAGCCGCGGGCCUGCGCCGGCGCCGCGCCCCACUCCCCGCGCGCCUCGCGCCGCCAGCCGGCCGACCGACCGGGGGCACGUGGGCCGCUGCUGCAUAUUGUUUGUGUUUACUUUCCACAUAAUGAUAAUCAUAUCAGUUCUCUUCGUUGCUUUUUCGACAAUGCUGCUAGGAUAAUGAAUACCUACCCAGAAGAUAUUUUCGUCCUUGUAGGUGAUUUUAAUGUAUCUUAUGCUUCAUGGUCCUUGUGUGAGGAUUCAAAUCGCCUCAAUAUUGAGACUAGUGAAGAUCCAACUGCUAUAGUUCUUUCCGACUUCAUCGCUCUAACUGGGGUAAACCAAUAUAACAAUUGUUUUAAUAUAAAUGGACGUGUGCUGGAUCUAGUAAUGGCCAAUGCCGGUUGCACGGUUAGUGCCUGCUCGUCACCGCUUACGCGGGAGGAUCCGCAACAUAAGGCUUUGAAUAUUUCACUGGCCCUAAACUUAAUGAGUUAUUUACCGCGCUUGUUGCCUAAUCAAUGUACUAGACCGAUUUUUCACCGCGGCAGCUAUGACCUUAUCCGCAAGGAAUUAUCUGAGACCGGUUGGUCGUGUCUGAAUAACAUGAAUGUUGAGGAUUCAGUUACUUAUUUUUAUUCGGUUCUUAGAACACUUAUUGCCAGUCAUAUUCCACAUAAAAGCGUUAACAGUAACACUGGAUAUCCUCCUUGGUUUUCUCGUGCACUAAUAAAAGUUCGCAAACAAAAACUAUCGGCUCAUAAAAGGUGGAAAAUAUACGGUAAUCCUCUUGACAGGGCGGAAUUUACAUUAUUGAGAAAAAGGGAGCACAAAUUAGCCACCGAAUGCUAUAAUAAUUUUAUUUCAUUGGCUGAAGACAGAAUACAUAGUGAUCCUACUUAUUUUUGGUCAUUUAUGAAGUCAAAAUUCCCUAGUAAUUGUGUUCCCGACCAAAUGUCUUACCUUGGCGAAAUUUCUAAAGAUGGUAACACAAUUAGUAAUUUUUUUAAUAGAUAUUUUAACUCUGUGUUUGUUACUGAUUCUUCUGUCUUACCCGAUUACUUGCAUGUAGCUAAUGAUUCCCUGAUUGAUCUUAAUACCGUUGAUAUUUCCGAGGAUUGCGUCUUCAAGUUUUUAGAAAGAGUAGAUAUUAAAAAGGGCAGUGGUGCUGAUUUGAUUCACCCCCUUUUUAUCAAAAUGUGCGCCCGUGAAUUGGCAAUGCCUUUAACUCAAAUUUUUAUUAAGUCCUUAGCUCAUGGUCACUUUCCCUCCUCUUGGAAAAAAGCCUUGAUAACACCAAUUUACAAAAGUGGCGAUGCGCACCUGGUUACUAAUUACAGGCCCAUUAGUAAAUUAAACAUAUUUGCUAAAAUCUUUGAAAAAAUCGUUUACAACAAAAUUACUUCUGCUUUCUCUCAACACAUUGCGCCUAGCCAACACGGAUUUUGUCAGGGUCGUAGCGUUGAUACAAAUCUCCUGACGUUUACCGAUUUCAUUAUCAAUAGGAUAUCUUCUGGCUGUCAGGUGGACGUCGUGUAUACUGACUUUUCGAAAUGUUUUGAUAAAAUUAAUCACAAUAACUUAAUCAAGAAACUUUUUGAGCUCGGUAUACACGGCGACCUCCUUAGAUGGAUAAAGUCUUACCUGUCCAAUCGCAGUCAGGCGGUUGCCUUGAAGGGUUAUACUUCAUGCUUUCUUCCUAUACCUUCCGGAGUACCCCAAGGAUCGCACCUUGGUCCCUUAUUGUUUAUCUUAUAUGUCAAUGACAUGGCAUCCUGUUUUCGGAACUCUGAGCACCUCGUCUAUGCAGAUGACACAAAGAUUUACAAAGCUGUGUCCUCGGAAGCAGAUUGCCGUGCAUUACAGCAUGACUUAGAUAACUUUUUACUCUACUGUUCAGAUAAUCAGCUUUUCUUAAAUACUGAUAAAUGUUUCAUAAUCAGUUUUAAUCGUAGAAAUGACCCGUUAAUUUUCAAUUACACUUUGGCUGGAAGAAAUAUAGCCCGGGUAUAUUCCAUUAGGGACUUAGGUGUUACCUUAGACUCGCAAUUGAAUUUUAGUCUACAUAUUGAUAAUAUAUGUAAGCGAGCUUAUAAGAAGUUGGGGAUGAUUCUCAGAAUUGGACAGCCCUUCAGGCGCCCCAAUACCUAUAAACUACUUUUCUAUUCCUUUGUUAGGAGUAUACUAGAAUUUGGUUGUGUUGUUUGGACACCUCAGUACCAAGUCCAUAUUGAUCGCCUGGAAAGGAUCCAAAAUAUUUUUUUAAAAUCACUUUGUUACAGGACGGGUAAUUACUUCGAACGCACUUCGUCAGCAGCGAAGCAUUUUUGUGUUCCUUCCCUCUAUAACCGAAGACACUACUUAGAUGUAAUGUUCUUGUUUAAAAUUCUUAAAGGUGUGAUAAAAUGUCCGAAUCUCUUAGAAUUAGUCACUUUCA